UUCAAGCAAAAUUGUGACAAGCCUCAACAAAAAAUUACCUUCUCUCAAGGUGCAAAGCUGUAAAAAAAAACUGAGUAAAAACCCCAUUUUACCCUUGUUCCCAUAAAGCAAAGAGAAGGGGAAAAAAAUGUUGUGUGUGUAAGUAAAGCCAAGAGCUCACUAAACCUAGUUUUGCCCAAAAACCCAGAGAGAGGAGGCUCCAAAGCAAAAGCCUCACUCCCUUUCCCCAUCUCCUCCCUCCUCUUCGCCAUUUCGUCGAACACCUUCUCCGAUCGCGCGCCGCCGCCGCCGAUGGGGGAGCCUGGGGGCGCCGAGGCGGCCGUCUCCGCGAGGCUGCUCGAGCUGGCGGCCGACGACAACGCGGCGGGGCUCGGGGAGCUCCUCGCGGCGUGGCCCUCCCUCGCCGACGAGCCCGCGCCGUGGUACACCCCGGCGCGGGGCGCGGAGCCGCUGACCCCGCUCAUGGUCGCCGCCGUGUACGGCUCGGUGGGCUGCCUCGACGCGCUCCUCUCGCCGCCCUACCUCGUGGACCCCAACCGCGCCUCGGCGUCGUCGCUCUCCACCCCGCUCCACCUCGCCGCCGCGGGCGGGUCCGCCUCCGCCCCCGCGGCGGUCUCCCGCCUCCUCGCCGCCGGCGCCGACCCGGCCCUCCUCGACCACCUCCAGCGCCGGGCGUCCGACCUCGUCGCGCUCCCGCCCAACUCGCUCCCGCUCAAGAACCACCUCCUCUCCCUCCUCGGCGCCCGCAAGGAGUGGCCUCCCGACCCCUCCCUCCCCGACAUCAAGAACGGCGCCUACGCCUCCGACGACUUCAGGAUGUACUCGUUCAAGGUGCGCGCGUGCUCGCGGGCCUACUCCCAUGACUGGACGGAGUGCCCCUUCGUCCACCCCGGCGAGAACGCGCGGCGGCGCGACCCGAGGAAGUACCACUACAGCUGCGUGCCGUGCCCGGAGUUCAAGAAGGGGGCCGGGUGCAGGAGAGGGGACAUGUGCGAGUACGCGCACGGGGUGUUCGAGAGCUGGCUCCACCCGGCGCAGUACCGGACGCGCCUCUGCAAGGACGGCGUCGGCUGCGCCCGCCGCGUCUGCUUCUUCGCCCACACGCCCGACGAGCUCCGCCCGCUCUACGUCUCCACGGGCUCCGCCGUGCCGUCGCCGCGCGGGGCGUUGGAGAUGGCGGCGGCGGCGGCGGCGAUGGGGAUGGGGCUGUCGUCGCCGGGGUCGUCGUCGUUCACGCCGCCGCUAUCGCCGUCGGCCGGCGGGGGCGGGGGCGGGGGCGGGGGCAGCGGCGGCGGCGGCGCGUGGCCGCAGCAGCCGAGCGUGCCGGCGCUCUGCCUGCCCGGGAGCGCCGGGAACCUCCACCUGAGCCGGCUGCGCACGUCGCUGAGCGCGCGCGACAUGGCCGUCGACGAGCUGCUCGCCGCGGCGGCGGCGGCGGCGGACUACGACGGCCUCGUCGCCUCCCCCGCCUCCAUCCGGUCCGCGAGGGGGAAGGCGCUUGUGCCGUCAAAUCUCGACGAGCUCUUCUCCGCUGAGCUCGCCGCCGCCGCGGCGUCGCGCUCGCCGCGCUACGCCGACCAAGGCGGCGCCGCGUUCUCCCCGACCCGCAAGGCCACCGUGCUCAACCAAUUCCAGCUGCAGCAGCAGCAUAGCUUGCUCUCGCCGCGGGCGGCCGCGGUGACACCAGAGCCGGUCUCCCCAAUGAGCUCCCGCCUCCUCGCCGCGCUGGCGCAGCGGGAGAAGAUGCAGCAGCAGACGCUGCGGAGCAUGAGCUCACGGGACCUCGGCAACGCCGCGUCGCUGCUGGUCGGCUCGCCGGUGAGCUCGAGCAUGUCCAAAUGGGGGUUCCCCUCCGGCAACCCGGACUGGGGCGCCGACGACGAGGAGCUCGGCCGCCUCAAGCGUUGCUCCUCGUUCGAGCUCCGGUCCGGAGCCGCCAAUGGCAACCAUGAGCCUGACCUCUCAUGGGUCAACACCCUAGUGAAGGAGCCGACACCGGAGAAGAUGAUGACGACGACAUCGGCAAUGGAUUCCAUUGGCAUCUUGGGACAGAACACAAGCCGUGAUCACAUCGUCGGAGGCGAGGAUGACACUGCCGGAGUCAUCAGCAGCUGGCUUGAACAGCUCCAGCUCGAUGAGAUGGUUGUCUAGAAACACAAAACACAAACACAAACUGAACAAGAAAUGCGCCAUUCUUUUAGAUGUGCUUCGCCGAUUGCUACUACUACUCACUACUUGUUGCUACUUGCUAGCAUCAAUCUUGCUAUUGAUUACCGGUGAUACAUUCUUUUGGGGGUGAUGAGAAUUAUUUAGCGGAGAAGGUGAUGAGGAAAUUCUUCUACCAUUUAGCAUUGCCCGUAUGUAAAAGAAUCGGAGGAAUCGGAGCCUAGUCAAAUUGUAUCAAAUUGCCGGCUUGCCUAGGUCGGCAGAUCGGCAUUGAAAAAGAUUGGCUUGGCCUGGAUUGCUUCCCUUCUCCUGGAGGCAUUUUGAAAGGGAUUUGGAUAUUAAGAUGGUUAACAUCAUCGAUCAAUGCGAGGUUAAUGUUUAAUGUGUUCUAGAUGACCUGGUCCCUCACUGAUGCACCCUGUCAGAAUAAAACAACUUGGGGACGGUGGCUCGACUGGAUGGCACAGCAAGUCAGGAACAGAGUAGCUUGGCCCCUGGCUCCUGGCUGGCCUGAUCAAUCUUGCAGGGAUCCGAUGGCCACGUGGCAGAAUCCUGACCCUCAACACGUACGGGCAUGAGCUCGAUCUGCACCACUAUACUCCAAACAUCUGCACGCGUUGCUGCAGGCAAUAACUUCUUUGUCUCGAUGGAAUUUACUACCGUCAGAGGAAUUCAGUAAAUGAACAGUAAAUUCACAUUUUUCUCAUUGGCAUUUUUAUUGCAGUAGAAACCAAAAGGUUCAGAUAAGUUUGUUGGGUUAAACAAGAAGAGAGAUGUCCAUAAGCUUAUUGAUGUUUUUAAAUAAAAAAACUAGUAGUGUUAUCUUGA
This is a messenger RNA of Oryza sativa Japonica Group (Japanese rice), 2994 nucleotides long. NCBI's taxonomy places the organism in Eukaryota, Viridiplantae, Streptophyta, Magnoliopsida, Poales, Poaceae. The record is from RefSeq and is a predicted model, not a curated record.